AUGUCCAUAUCUAUGCAGCUCCACGACGAUCUUGAGGAUGCCGCGAAUCGAAUGCGUAUCUCAGCUAUUGAAAUGACGUCUGCUGCAAAGAGUGGACAUCCGACUUCUUCAACAUCUGCAGGCAUGCAGGUAUGCCACUUGGUUAGCAAGGGUUACAAUAGUAUCGCUGCUGCCACUGGAGAAUCGAGAAUCGCACUCACUGAUAUAAUGGCAACACUUUUCUUCCACGAAAUGAAAUAUGACGUUGCACACCCGAAGCUGAUUAGCGCUGAUCGCUUCGUGUUAUCCAAGGCAAGCCAUGGUCAUGCUUGUCCUAUCCUCUAUGCAGCUUGGGAGGAAGCUGGUUUGCUUACCAAAGAGGAGGUCAUGUCUCUGCGCAAAGUAACUUCAGACAUUGAAGGACAUCCUACGCCGCGUCUUAAUUUUAUCGAUGUUGCGACGGGUUCACUUGGGCAGGGUUUGUCGUGUGCUGCUGGUAUGGCUUACGUAGGAAAAUACAUAGAUAAGGCAAGCUAUCGGGUAUAUUGUCUAAUGGGAGAUGGAGAAACAGCUGAAGGUUCAGUAUGGGAAGCUGCAGCUUUUUCAUCUUAUUACAAGCUUGACAACUUGGUUGCCAUUGUUGACGUCAAUCGCCUGGGUCAAUCGCAAGAAACUGCUUUGGGUCACCGCGUUGAAAUUUAUCAGGCUCGAUUCGCCGCUUUUGGAUUCAAUGCCAUUGUCGUCGAUGGGCAUAACAUUUACGAACUCAUCAAGGCGUAUGAAGCGGCGCGAAACACUAAGGACAAACCAACGGCCAUAAUUGCAAAAACAUUUAAAGGCCAAGGUAUCGAGGAUAUCGCGGAUAAAGAAAAUUGGCAUGGCAAACCCGUUCCUAUCGACAAGAUUGAUGCUAUUAAAAAACGUCUGCAUGGAAGCCAGAAAGGAAAAUUGGUUCCUCAGAAACCCUUGAAUGAUGCACCAAAUGUUGAUCUCCACUGCGGUUCCAUCAAAAUGGCAGCUCCUACGUAUAAAAUUGGUGAAAAGGUUGCAACGCGAGCCGCCUACGGAACUGCCCUGACCAAACUUGGAGAUGUUAACCCUCGCGUCAUUGGUCUUGAUGGUGACACAAAAAAUUCAACCUUUUCUGAGAAACUUCUCCAGAAGCACCCACAACAGUUUAUCGAAUGCUUCAUAGCUGAGCAGAAUCUGGUUGGUGUUGCUGUUGGAGCGCAGUGUCGUGAUCGUACAAUUGCGUUUACAAGCACAUUUGCUGCGUUCUUUACACGUGCUGCCGAUCAAAUUCGUAUGGCUGCUGUAUCGUUCGCUAAUUUGAAGUGUGUCGGAUCACAUGUCGGUGCCUCUAUUGGUGAAGAUGGUCCGAGUCAGAUGGCUCUUGAGGAUUUGGCAAUGUUUCGUGCUAUUCCUGGAUCAACCGUAUUUUAUCCAUCGGACGCUGUAGCAGCUGAAAGAGCUACCGAACUCGCAGCAAAUACAAAGGGUAUCGUGUUUAUUCGUACAAGUAGGCCAGCACUACCAGUGCUCUAUGGCAACGAUGAGCUUUUCGCUAUUGGAAAGGCAAAGAUAUUAAAACAAUCACCAUCUGACAAAAUAGUUCUAAUUGGAGCAGGAGUUACUCUCUAUGAAUGUGCAAAAGCUGCAGAACAGUUAGAGAAGGAAGGAGUGCACUGCUGUGUUAUCGAUCCCUUUACGAUUAAACCUUUGGAUCAGAUGACGAUUGUUGAUCACGCCAAGAGAGUUGGUGGUAGAAUACUUACAGUUGAGGAUCACUAUCCUGCUGGAGGAAUCGGAGAGGCGGUAUCAUCUGCGGUAGCUGACCAUGCUGAUAUCCGCGUUCGAUCGCUGUGCGUUCAACAAGUUCCUCGGUCCGGAUCACCAGAUGAACUGGUUGAUUUGUUCGGCAUUUCUGCCCGUCACAUUGUUGACGCUGUGAAGAAAUAUUGA
Messenger RNA from Angiostrongylus costaricensis, 1941 nucleotides. Lineage: Eukaryota; Metazoa; Nematoda; Chromadorea; Rhabditida; Metastrongylidae. The record is from the annotation of a GenBank genome assembly.